AUGACGAGCGCUCCUAUCCUGCAACCAAACACCCCAAGUCGUGUUUCUAAGAUGGCCGCAAACCAAUCUGUCAACUUGAAUCAUCUUCUUAACUUCACCCUUCCUCCACGGCAGACAAGGCCUCUGACCAACAUCCCGAGGAGGAGUAGGAAGUCCGGUACUUCCCAAGGUGUAUGGAACAAGGAGCGGUUCGUCAAUGCACAGUAUCGGUUCGUCAUGAACCCAAACGGGGAUUACACCGUGCACUUCGCAGACCCAGACAUCUUCUUCCAGUGGCAGGACAUCCUUCAGGUUAUCAUCCCUCGCUCCUCCGCGCUGGCCUCUGCUUCUGCAACAGGAGAUUCGUCUGGACAGGGAGAGGGGCUUACAACAUGCCCAAUAUGCCUGUCUCCCCCCACUGCACCCCGCAUGACUAAAUGUGGUCAUGUCUUCUGCUUCGCUUGCAUUUUGCACUACUUGAGUACAUCUGAUAACAAGUGGGCGCGAUGCCCGAUAUGCUUUGACUCUGUCAACGAACGACAGUUAAAGACUGUCAAAUGGUACGACGGCCCAACUCAGGUAGACGAAGAUAUCGACGAGCCUCUGGCGGAGGCUUCGUCAUCCUCUUCGGCACUAGAUAACACCUUUGAGACUGUUCCCCGGGCAGGCUCAUCGCUACGAAUGAGGCUCAUCCAGCGUCCUCAGAUUACCACCUUAGCCUUGCCACGCUCGCCCACCUGGCCUUCUGACCUGCUCCCUCCUCACCAAGCCCCAUUCCAUUUUCUCCCCGAUGUCUUCAGCUUUUCAAAGUUUAUGCUCGCGACACCAGCGUAUCUCAUCUCUGACUUGACAAGGAACCUCGACGAACUUGCUUCGGAGCGCAGGCUGCUUGUCGAAAUGAACGAUGAUCUAGGUGUAUGCUUCAUUGAUGGUGCGGAACAGAAAGUCCGAAAUCAGAUUGCGAAGGCUGCUGCACUCGAAACCUCAGCACUGAAAGAGCAGAUCGAGAAAGCCCGACGUGGUCAACAGGAAAUCGAGGAACGUUUGUCGUUCCAUUCUCGUCGCCAAAAGGAGGAAGAAGCAGCUCGCGCUCAUCCACCCAUCUCAGAGGUACCGCAUGAGCUUCUUUCCAUUAGGUCGGGGGGUAGCACACCUAUUCCCACUCCUGCAGCAGCAGCUUCUCCGAAGGAAAGUAACCCAAGAACUUUGCAGGGCCGUAACAACCCGCCCAAACAGCGUCGCAAUCUCAACCCACCACCACCAACAACAUCAACGUACUACUAUUAUCAAGCGGCAUCCGGCCUUCCUCUCUUUCUUCACCCCUUAGACAUCAGGAUCCUGCUGUCACACUUUGGGGGUUAUCAAUCUUUUCCCGACUCGAUAACCAUUCGCGUAGAGAGUCUCUCAGAGGGCACUGUCAACGACGAUCUCCGCAAGCGGUGCAAAUACCUCGCACACAUGCCGGAAGGCGCCGACGUUGUGUUCAUUGAAGCUGAUCUUGAGGGUGUCGUGAGUUCGGAGGGCUUGAAGAACUUCGAAGGUCCACUGAAGAUGCGUACUGCAAGACGCAAGGAGAAGGGCAGGAAGGACGAUCGUGCACGUACCAGGGCUGAGGAAAGGGAAAGGGAGAAGCACAAAUCUGCUGUCUCCUCUGCUUGGACGUCCACUUCACUCGGGCCGGCGGAAUACCCGAUAGAGGACUUUUCAGCGCUGGAGGGGUCUUCGGUUGUCGUAGUGCAACCUGAACCAGUUACGGUUCCGCCUGUGACCGGUGCAUGGGGUGCGCGAAGUUUUGCGUCUGCUCUGCAUUCGACGCCUUCACAGGCUGGUCGGCCAGCCUCUGGGUCCCAUCGUGGGGUGAGUGCGACGACAGUUGAGCAGUGGGACAUGGAUGAAGCGUGGCAUGAGCUUGAGAGCAGUACUGGUGGGAGGAAGAAGCGGGGUGCUAAGCUUGUUGUUCUUGGCAGUGGUGGAGGUGGAAGACGUCGUUGA
Laccaria bicolor S238N-H82 is the source of this 1971-nucleotide messenger RNA. RefSeq lists its product as uncharacterized. The record is from RefSeq and is a predicted model, not a curated record. NCBI's taxonomy places the organism in Eukaryota, Fungi, Basidiomycota, Agaricomycetes, Agaricales, Hydnangiaceae. Gene Ontology annotation, molecular function: transcription cis-regulatory region binding; metal ion binding. The coding region runs from base 1 to 1971 and encodes 656 amino acids. The transcript has 4 exons. Gene Ontology annotation, biological process: positive regulation of transcription by RNA polymerase II.